Messenger RNA from Stylophora pistillata, 2029 nucleotides. Its product is annotated as inositol polyphosphate 1-phosphatase-like. Gene Ontology annotation, molecular function: inositol-1,4-bisphosphate 1-phosphatase activity. The record is from RefSeq and is a predicted model, not a curated record. NCBI's taxonomy places the organism in Eukaryota, Metazoa, Cnidaria, Anthozoa, Scleractinia, Pocilloporidae.
UUUGAGUAUCUCUGAAAAUGACGCAGAGCAAAUUGUAAUGAAGAAAACUCAUCAAUUGAGGCCCCUUCUAAUUAAGUAAUAGAGGGGCAACUACAAGUGCUAAUCCUUCCUCCAUUCCCCCCCUUCCAAUGUCAAUGUUGUUUAUGCAGCAGAUUGCUGAUUUCCAAUGGCCGCUAAAGAACUUGUCGAGGUUCUGCUUCAAGUCAGCGAAAAAUCCGCCAAGAUUGCACGAGCAUGGCGCUGUCAGGCGGAGCUUUUUGAAUUGAUGGUUGAAGAGAAACCAGAGAAGGAGAAGAAUGAGCAAUUUGUUCGCGAUUUUAAAACGCUGGCCGACGUUUUGGUACAAGAGGUCGUGAAACAUGAUGUUACGCUGAAAUUUCCUGAACUGAGAGGCCACAUUUUGGGUGAGGAAUCCAACAUAUUCAAAAACAGCUUUGGCCAAGAAUUAAGAAUUGAGGUUCUAGAAGACUCCGAAUCCACUUCAAAACAUCUGACUACAGUGUUAUGCGGAAAUGAGAUUGCUGCUCGACUACUCGCAGAGCUCAUUCAUACUGAUAUCGUUUUGGAAACGGAACAAAUAAAAGAAAUGGAGGAGCAGUUGGAUUUUGAGCUUCCUCUGAAUGAGUUAGGAAUCUGGAUUGAUCCCAUCGAUUCUACAACAGAAUACCUGUCAAAUUCUCCAGGGAAGGAAGUUGAUGGCAUUGUAGUUUCAGGGUUACCCUGUGCAACUGUUCUAAUUGGAGUAUUUCAUCGUGAAACUGGUAUACCUGUGGUUGGGGUUAUUAAUCAGCCAUUUUCUACGUUAAUCCAAGAGAAUACAAGUGAAAGACAUUGGAAAGGAAGAAAGCUCUGGGGAGUAUGUUAUGCUGGACGUGCCUGUCAUUUCCUGGGAAAUAAGUGGAAGUCAAAUAAAGCAUCAACUGACACCCAAAUAAGUAAUAAUUUUAAGGUAAUAAUAAGUGGUAGUGAAAGUGAAAAUGUUAAGAAGACUCUAUCAUCUUCAGGAAUAUGAUUAUUUCCAAGUUCAGGUGCUGGCAACAAACUUCUUCAUGUGAUUGAUGACAAUGUUGAUUUCUUUGUCCUUUCUGGUGCCUUUUCCUUCAAGUGGGAUACCUGUGCAGCACAUGCAAUUCUGUGCUCCAUGGGGGGAGGAGUGGUAAGUUUUAAAGAAGCCCUGUUAUUGAAAUCAACUACAAAGGAACUUGAUAAGACAACCCUUGAUAAAUGUGAGCUUAAAUACAACAAACCUGAUGGUGACUGUGGGAAGAAAUGGAGCAAUAGCAAUGGACUGAUAGCUUUUAAAUCUUAUCAAAGAGUUUUUGAGCUCUUGGAAUGUUUAUGUUCAAACUAAGUAAGACAGAUGUCUAACAAAACAGAGCAGAUAUGCAUAAAGAAGCUAGGUUGUGUUAUUUCAGGUAAUUCUGUGUAUUUUCAACAGCUAAGACUGAUUGUUGCUUUAAGUUAAAAUGGGAUAUUGUUGAAAAAGGUUGAACCAAAUAUUUUUGAAAAUUUACUUUUUCAAACAAUUUCUGUUUUGGUACUCUUCUGACAGUCAUACCAUUGGACACAGAUGUAUAAGUGUGUACAAAUGUCAAUUCAAAUUUUCUUUGUGGGCCUACGAUAGAGGCAUUGUAUGUAAUGCCAGAACAAAGACUGACAGUUGAAUUGGCCUUUAUACUUACAAUAUACACCGUAUUGAUGUACAGGUAUCACAUUGUUAAGAUCAGCGUAAAAUUCUUUUAGUUUAGCUAGAAACUACAUGGGGCUUGUUAUAGAGCAAUGUUCAUAUUAGCUAAGAAUUAUUUGUUUUAACGUAUUUAAAUUAUUUGUAAGAAGUCAGCUUGUAUGACUUCAUAGAAGAGCAGAAUAGUGGUUUCCAUUUAUAAUACUCAAGACAUACAGGUUGGGUUGACUAACAUUUUAUUUCAGUCACCUCAAAUAAGGAAUAACACAUCCCGGUUAGCUCAAUGGAUAGAGUGCUGGAUUGUUGUGCAGGAGGUGGAGGGUUUGAGCCCCGGCCGAACCAACA